Messenger RNA from Colletotrichum aenigma, 882 nucleotides. RefSeq lists its product as uncharacterized. The record is from RefSeq and is a predicted model, not a curated record. Bases 1 to 882 code for a protein of 293 amino acids. Lineage: Eukaryota; Fungi; Ascomycota; Sordariomycetes; Glomerellales; Glomerellaceae. The transcript has a single exon.
AUGACAACCUCAAACCUGCUCGAACGCCUCAACCGCGAUGGCUUCGUUGUUGUUCCCUCGAUUCUCUCCGAGGGACAGCUCGCAAAGCUCCGGGAGGCAACCCAAGCAGCUACGGCGCUGGCCCGGGCCGGCAAAUGGCCCAAUGUGCGCACACUCCCGAAGCAGUUUCCGCCAUGGCCGCUCGCCGGCCCUGAGCCGCCUGCGGAGGGCAUCUGGGGCGUGCAGGGAAUGAUGCACCCGGACAUGCCCAACAACGAUGUCUUCAUCCGAACCUAUUUCUCCGAUGCUGUCAUUGAGCCAACCAAGCAGCUCUUGCAGUGCACUGACGAUGACCUCGUCAUGGAGCUCUUCAACUUGCUCAUCCGGCCGGACCACGAUUUCGAGCUGCGAUGGCAUCGGGACGAUAUCCCGGCGACGGCCACUGCUGACGAGGAGCUUGAUCGUCUCAAUAAGCCAGCCUAUUCAGCGCAGUGGAACCUCGCCUUGUAUGACGACGCUAGCCUUAUCGUUGUGCCUGGAUCACACACCAGAGCCAGGACGGACGUGGAGCGCAACGCGGAUCCAUACGAGAAGGAGAUUCCGAACCAGCUGCUGGUGGAGCUCAAGGCGGGAGACAUUGUGUUCUACAACAACAAUAUUCUACAUCGAGGGGCCUACGUUGCUAGCAAGGAGCGAAUGACACUCCACGGAAGCGCCGGUCAUGUGAACGGUAGCACUCUGCGGGCGCGUAAUGUAUUGCAACACGGACUGAAGGGCUGGGCAGAUAAGAUUGACCUCGGUGUGCUGGACGAGAAGGAGCGGGCUCGGGCUGAAAACAUGCGGAGAAUGCUUGUCAAGCUGGGCCAGGAAGCGGGGGAGGUGGGAUAUUCCCUCGAGGGGUAG